Messenger RNA from Oreochromis niloticus (Nile tilapia), 1172 nucleotides. RefSeq names its product MRT4 homolog, ribosome maturation factor (gene mrto4). Bases 92 to 811 code for a protein of 239 amino acids. Gene Ontology annotation, biological process: ribosomal large subunit assembly; nuclear-transcribed mRNA catabolic process; rRNA processing. Gene Ontology annotation, molecular function: RNA binding. The transcript is spliced from 8 exons. The record is from RefSeq and is a predicted model, not a curated record. Gene Ontology annotation, cellular component: preribosome, large subunit precursor; nucleolus. NCBI's taxonomy places the organism in Eukaryota, Metazoa, Chordata, Actinopteri, Cichliformes, Cichlidae.
GCAGUACAUAGUCAGCCAUCCCAAACAGAAACACUUGGGGUCCUUCUACUUCACGUGUGCGUCUGCUGCUGUGGCAUCGUGAGGAGGAAUCAUGCCGAAAUCAAAGAGGGAUAAGAAGAUUUCUUUAACUAAAACAGCCAAGAAGGGGCUGGAGUCAAAACAGAAGUUAAUUCAGGAGUUGCGGGAAUGUGUGGACACCUACAGAAACCUGUUCAUAUUCUCGGUGGCUAAUAUGAGGAAUAACAAGCUGAAAGACAUCCGGACAGCGUGGAAACACAGCAGAUUCUUCUUCGGCAAAAAUAAAGUCAUGAUUGUUGCUUUGGGGAAAAGAGAUACAGAUGAAUACAAAGAUAAUUUGCACAAGGUCGGCAAGCAUCUGCGUGGAGAAGUGGGUGUACUAUUCACAAAUAAAACAAAGGAGGAAGUACAAGAAUAUUUCAGUCAUUUCAAAGAGGUGGAUUAUGCUCGCGCAGGAAACCAGGCUCAGAUGGAUGUGACUCUGGAUGAGGGACCCCUUGAACAGUUUACUCACUCAAUGGAACCCCAACUGAGGCAAUUAGGGCUUCCCACUGCUCUAAAGAAAGGAGUGGUAACACUGCUGAAGGACUAUGAAGUUUGUAAAGAGGGGGACACGCUCACUCCAGAGCAGGCUCGUAUUCUGAAACUCUUUGGUAUUGAGAUGGCAGAAUUCAAGGUGCAGAUCAAAUGUAUGUGGAACUCAGAAACGGGCGAGUUUGAGAACUUUGCUGGCGAGGAAGAGUCUAUGCAAGAUGAGGAAGAUGAUAAUGAUGAUGAAGAUGAUGCAGAAUGAAACUUCUGCAAGGCAGGAGAAUUUUUAAAAAAAAUCCUGCUUUCAAAAGCAGGCGGACAUUUAAUUUAGCUUUCAUCCUGACAGCCAGUGUUGCACUCUGUAGUCUUUCUGGUCUUUUUAUACCUACAAAACAUGAACUUCUGUCCUUCAUCUUGAAUUUUAGUUUUGGACAAUGUGGACUGUAUUCAAAGGAUUAAAUCGUUUGGGAUGUCAUUGUUCUGCCAAGUUCCCUCAGCACAAUAAGGGACUGAUAUUGUGUAGAAUUCCCUUUCCUUUCACUGUUCAUGUUAAACCAACACUCAUGAAUAAUAUACACGUUUUGUUGAUGUGACAAAUUUAAUCCAGAGUCUUCAGAAAGUUA